Cladophialophora immunda is the source of this 1554-nucleotide messenger RNA. RefSeq lists its product as uncharacterized. Bases 1 to 1554 code for a protein of 517 amino acids. Gene Ontology annotation, biological process: mitochondrial respiratory chain complex IV assembly. Gene Ontology annotation, cellular component: extrinsic component of mitochondrial inner membrane. The transcript is spliced from 3 exons. The record is from RefSeq and is a predicted model, not a curated record. Lineage: Eukaryota; Fungi; Ascomycota; Eurotiomycetes; Chaetothyriales; Herpotrichiellaceae.
AUGGAAGGCCUGUUUACCUGCUUGAGAUGUGCGAGAGCACUCUCAGGCGUAGCUCGACAGCGCCCGAAUGCGAGAUUCGUCCAGCAGAUCCCCAGUCGUCGUAGCUUCACCUCCAGUACCUCGUUGAAGCACACGCCACGCGAUCAAUCGCGAACGGAGCAGACCCGGAGCUCUAAAAGGUCGAUCCGGUCUGCGUCUACCGCCACGGCUCCUGCAGAAGAGCCAGAUAACUUCGAGCGACACAAUAUCCCCCCUACCGAUUACGGCGAGUGGCGUGCUCAUGGCCGAGUUGUGCUGGGACGCGGCAACCUCUUCCACCCCUUCUCCAAGUCGCCAAUUCCGGAGAUCCGGCAAAGAGCGCGGUUCAUGAAGCAGCAUGCAUUGUGUCCACACCCUGUGCAUCAACAAACCCGCGUGCCAAUUUCACCGCACGAUCCGGAAGCGAGGAAAAUCGAGGGUGUGAGCACGGAACCCCCAGCGCACGUUUCAUUUGAAUGCCCAGAUUGCGGCAUAGCGACAUACUGCUCGGAGGAACAUUGGGCGGACGACUUUGAGGCACAUCUAGAAAUAUGCGAUACGCUGAGACAAAUCAAUGAGGACGAUCACGAUCUAAGAUCGGGAAGAUGGUUUCCCGAAUUCGAAUAUCCUGGGCCUCAAAUGGAUGAAGCUUUGGUGAACAUGACCAAUUGGGAUACAUAUCUCUAUACGCGGCAGUUUGAAGCCGUCAAUGAUGAGAGAAGCAUGCGACAAGUCACCAAAUUGUUGACGUACCCUCUCACAAUAGGGAGUGUUUUGCAUGAGCUGAGCCCAUACAAUAUCAGGCCCGGUGGGCGGUUAACUGCAGAAGGGCUGAAGAGUUUGUCAGCUCUAAGAUAUACUCUGCAUCCGCCGAAGACGGGCCAAGGCAAAGACAUCAAAGGUCUCAGGCUGUCGAGUCCCCCAGUCCGGAUAUUCGUCCUAGGUGCACGAGCCGAGUCGUCUCUACCCCGUGAGGUGUGGACGCAGUUGUCCUACCUUUUCCCUCUCUCCCUGAUUCAUCUCAUCUUCAUCGGACCCGAGUCAAUGAUGAAUCGGGACGCAGAAUUUCCUCUACCAGAGAGAACGGCCCAGAAUCCAUUUGGUGCCAUCAUCGAGGACCGUGUGUCGCCAAAGAUGAAAAUCACUACCUACGUGGACUAUUUCCACACUUUGCAUGAAGCGAACGCGUUUUAUCCCUACGACCCUUAUUUCGAUUGCUUCAUGUUGUUCCACCCUGGCUUAGGGCACCCGGCGUCUUCACUCGAGUGGGAAAGCACCUUGCCGCGACUGCUCGAGACCAAAAUCCCUGUGUUAUGCACAGGAUAUACGGAAUGGGACAUGACGCGCGACUGGCAAUGGGUCAUGGAGAAAUGUGCAGGCGAAGUCGACUUGCUAAUGGAACCUGGGGAGAAUAGGUUCCGGUCUCUCAGAUGGGACUUGAAUGACCUUGACCCUCAGGACAUUAGCUGUGGGAACUGGGGCGUAUGGGCUUUCAGAGGCAAGAGGUACGAAGCAACUCGCCGUGACCAGACUUGA